Messenger RNA from Penicillium arizonense, 3390 nucleotides. Its product is annotated as putative ab-hydrolase associated lipase. The record is from RefSeq and is a predicted model, not a curated record. The transcript has 2 exons. Lineage: Eukaryota; Fungi; Ascomycota; Eurotiomycetes; Eurotiales; Aspergillaceae. The coding region runs from base 1 to 3390 and encodes 1129 amino acids. Gene Ontology annotation, biological process: lipid metabolic process.
AUGUCGGUCACAAUUCCGCUCGAACCCCUCCACACCGCACAUGUGAAAACAGGUGACCAUUCCUCCUGUCACGCCGACGCGUCUAUUCAAGAAUUCAAGUCCCCCUCGCCUUACCUCGAACGAAAAGCAGAUAUCGGGACAGAGGCCGAACACAUACAUGUUGUAUCGAACAUGAACAGUGCGCGGAGCGAGCGGACAUCAGGUGUCGAAAAGCAACCUUCAUCCGGCUUGCAGUUCUUGACCGAGGCGUGCGAGCACCCACUUUUCCCGCCUUUGCCCUCUUAUGACGCCCCAUCUGGGCUGGGCAGAGUCCGGAACUAUGUGUUCAUGGCGGCCUCGUUCAUUCUUUCGCUUUGCUUCUUGACAGUCAUAUUUGUCGGGGCGUUGUUUCGCACAGGCGUAAUCGCACUAUCGGAAGCUCGUUUACGACUUAGCGGACAAAACCCGGCUAUGCAUAGAGCAUUCUACACUGAAGAACAAGCACGACGUAUAGCACGGAAGGAGGCCGAUCGACGAUGGCAUCUGCACAAACAGAAGAGGGACACGGAUGAAGAACAGGCACCUGGACAAUCUUCGCUAGAAGGAGGAAAGGACCCCGUUGUCUGUGAUGUGGCAUACUAUGCACGACGCGUAGGUCUUGACGUGGAAAAAUUCCGUGUUCAGACCGAGGACGGCUUCAUAAUCGAGUUGUGGCACGUGUAUGACCCGCAAGAUUAUCAGGCGCUAUCGGCAGAGGAAAGGUGUGAGCGUGGGCCUGCUGUGUUCACCAAGCCCAAAACACCGCAUACCACUCGUCCACAGUCUAACCGGCGGUAUCCCAUUCUUUUGGUUCAUGGCUUACUUCAAAGCGCUGGUGCUUUUUGCACGAAUGAUGAGGAUAGUUUGGCAUUUUAUCUUUGCAAGUCCGGAUAUGAUGUUUGGUUGGGCAACAAUCGCUGUGGCUCAAACCCGGAGCAUAAGACACUUUCGACUGCUGAUCCGCGAAUGUGGUCCUGGGACAUUAGACAACUCGGGACGCUGGACCUUACAGCCCUCACUUCUCGUGUUUUAUAUGAGACUGGAUUUGAAAAGCUAGGUCUUGUGUGCCACUCGCAGGGAACCACGCAAACAUUCGUCGCCUUGGCCAAGGAGCAGCGCCCUGAGCUAGGUGAACGCAUUUCAGUUUUCUGUGCGCUUGCUCCGGCUGCAUAUGCUGGCCCGCUCGUGCGCAGACCGUACUUCCGCUUCAUGAGUAUCCUCUCUCCGACCAUGUUCCGAUUCGUUUUCGGCAUCCACUCCUUCAUCCCUUUGAUGAUGACCGCCCGACGUCUCGUGCCACCUAAAAUAUAUGGAACCAUGGCAUACUGGGUGUUUUCGUUCCUUUUUGACUGGUCAGACACGCGCUGGGAGCGUGAUCUCCGUCACAGAAUGUUCCAAUUUGCACCUGUGUAUGUCAGCGCCGAGUCAAUGAGAUGGUGGCUCGGAAGCGAAAGCUUCGCCAAGCACAAGUGCAUUUUAUCCACAGACGAGGAUCUACUACGCGAGACCGAUGUGAAUAAUACCAUGUGUGGUGAUCCUGUCUCUGAGCAUGGCGAUGAUCCCGAGGAUGCAUGCUUGGGAACUCCAACUCCUAGCCCUUGGUUCGGUCCGCGGACACCCCCGUUCGCAUUUUGGAUCGGUGGCUCUGAUGCUCUUGUUGAUGGCCGCCGGCUUCUGAACCGGUUUCAAAGUGGCCGCGAGCCUCACGUCCGUCUCGUUCACUCUAAAGUUAUUGACGAGUAUGAGCAUCUUGACGUUCUCUGGGCCAUGGAUGCAGUCGAGCAGGUCGGCAGUGAGGUCCGCCAAGUCAUUUGGACGACCAUGCCUGAGGAUGCUCGGCAGUUCCGGAUGGCAAGAACAGCACAGACCGCCCGGUGUGAUGAUGAACGCCCCGCAUGGCAUCAGCGGCAGUACCUGGACCACGAGGGUAACCCCGUCAUCCUUGGCAAACUAUCUGGAGUUCGUGAAUUCAAUAAGCCGGAAGGAUACUAUCAGUACAGAUUGCAGGUCUAUACCAAGGUCCCCAUACAGCCUGAGAAUUAUGACUCGAUUGUUGCGUAUCUCUUUGGUAUCACGGAACUAGACCCAUUCCUAGAGAUCUACACCAGUACUCAGCCUAACGCAUUUUCAUGCGUCGAGCAUCAACGACGUGAGAUCGCUUACCGUAAGAGACUACACGCGGCUUCUGAUGAGCAGUCUAACUCUCAACCUCCUUUGAUUGCUAAAAAUUCAGCAAGUAGGGGCUCCCAGAUUCUUGAACCAACUGGUUCCUGUAUCUUCUUGACCUCGGAUAGCUAUCUCGCUGGUUACCGUCGAGAGGAUGGGAACGAACUUGGAACUGCCCCUUUCGCAAUUGAUUUUAGUCGGAGAUUUCCGACUGAGGUGCGAAGAGUCGAAUUAGAAUAUCGUGUCCCAAACAUUUACGGGGAUAUAGCAGACUUUGUUGAAUUCGGGAAUGAAGUGGUCUCUGAGGCUAUUGAGAUGAAGGCGAAUGCACCAAAGAAUCAAUCCGCUAUUAAUCAAUGGGCAUACGGCAUGUGGAGAAGCGCUGCAUCCUAUAUAACGCCUGAUGGAGAGUGGAAAAUUGACUACGAUGCCGACGUGCCACCUCCAGAGAAAACGGCCUGGGAUUCUCAAGAGGUCAAGGAAAUCCUUGAGCAACAACCUACGCCGAAUCACGAAUCCGAAGAUCUAUCUCUCAAAUGGGGCUUAGGUAGUGAUGAAAAAACACUCACUGUUACAAACUUUACGGAUACUGAAGAGAGUGAUCUUCAAUAUGUCAUUCAUGUUCCAUUCCUCGCGGAAAACACAGACGACCUCAGUCUUCUAGAGCGUACAGCCUAUAUCUUCACAACACACAUCUUGGCCAAAAUUGGUUCCGCGCGGAUAAGACUCGAGUUCCGAAUCUCAGGCCCAAGUCUGGCAUCCGUUUUGUCAUCCCCCAACCCCAAUAACCUCCCCGUUGGUGCGAUAUACAAUGCAAAGGAUGGUUCAAAGCAGGAGCGACUCGUCCCUUUGCAGCAUAGCAACGUUGGCAUAGUUCCCAACUACACAUGCACACAGUUUGCAGUCAUUCUUGAUCGACCAGCCUUCAUAACGGAGCCAGGUAUCCUGUUUCUCAUAGAAAACAUGGAAUCCAAACCAGAGUUCGGCCCCUCCGGUUGCGAAACGAUUAUUCGACGCAGCGGGGGCGUGACCGAGGCUGCGAGAAGACUUGCUAUGCUGGACUUGAAAGAAGAAGUGGGAUGGGAUGAUGUGAGAUAUCUUACAGCCGAUGAGUGGCGCUCCAUCUUCGGCGUUUCGCUGGCACAGUACCAGGCUGCGGUACUUGAGAUUGAGCCUUUCGAGCCGUAUCAGCCGCAGGAAGACUGA